CGUGCGCUAUGCAAAUGAGCCAGCUGUCCGAAAGGAAGGAUCUGCUCGGCGGCUCUGCGGGCUGAAGAUGGCGGACGGAGAGAGCAGUCUCGAAAAGGCCUAUUCAGGCGGCCCCGAAAUGGAGGAGCCUGUCCCGAAAAGGCCCAAAAUCAGUCCGGCGGCCAAAUCCGCGUUGAAAGUCGCAGAAGCAGACAAUUUAUCGUGCGUCUCCGCUGACACGGGGAGCUGGGAGUCGGCGGUGAAUUGUGCGCAGCCAGCGGAGAGGGAAGCCAAGCCGGCGAUGGCGGUAGAACAGGCCCCAGCAGCACAAGGCGGAGACAACAAUGGACUGGGGCUACUGGUCUCCGAGCGGCGCAGACCAGCAGCAAAGCUGCACGACGGCGGCGUCCUGGGCGCGACCGAGGACGAUGCUGAUUUUCUUGGACACGAGGAUUUCCCUUCCAACGGACAGGCUGUGACACCGGACCACCUCACCGAAGAAGACGACAGAUCCUCACAUGCAAGCUCCAGCGACUGGACCCCCCAGCCUCAAAUAGGUUCCUACAGCUUCUUCCAGCACCACAUCCGAGAGACCGAUCCGAGGACUAUUCUGAGAGAUUUGUUGCCCGAGACUGUGCUCCCGCCAGAUUUAGAUGACAUGACAUUGUGGCAGAUCAUCAUAAAUAUUUCAGAACCUCCAAAAAGAAAGAAACGCAAAGACAUAAACACCCUGGAAGAUGUGGUCAGGCUACUCCACGAAAGCAAAAGGAUCCUUGUGCUGACUGGUGCUGGGGUAUCUGUUUCAUGCGGAAUACCAGACUUUCGCUCCAGAGAUGGAAUAUAUGCACGGCUUGCUGUUGAUUUUCCCGAUCUUCCGGACCCACAAUCUAUGUUUGAUAUUGAAUACUUUCGACGGGACCCAAGACCCUUUUUCAAGUUUGCUAAGGAGAUCUACCCUGGUCAGUUCCAGCCUUCGCCGUGUCACAAAUUUAUAUCUAUGCUGGAUAAACAAGGGAAGCUGCUGCGCAAUUACACACAAAACAUUGACACAUUGGAGCAAGUGGCCGGAGUUCAGCGGAUUAUCCAGUGUCAUGGUUCGUUUGCCACAGCAUCCUGUCUUGUCUGUAAACACAAAGUAGAUUGUGAAGCUAUAAGGGAAGACAUCUUCAACCAGGUUGUCCCCCAUUGUCCACAAUGUCCAGAUAUUCCUCUGGCAAUUAUGAAACCAGACAUUGUCUUCUUUGGAGAGAAUCUUCCAGAAAUGUUUCACAGAGCCAUGAAGCAGGAUAAAGACGAGGUUGACCUGUUGAUUGUCAUUGGCUCGUCACUUAAAGUUCGACCAGUCGCCCUCAUCCCCAACUCCAUUCCUCAUGAAGUGCCUCAGAUCCUCAUCAAUAGGGAGCAGCUGCCUCACCUCAACUUUGAUGUGGAACUACUUGGUGAUUGUGAUGUCAUUGUCAAUGAACUCUGCCAUCGACUAGCUGCAGAUUUUGAGCAGCUCUGCUACAACACUGUAAGACUCGCUGAGAUCACAGAGAAACCCCCUCGGUUACCAGAACAGCCACCAAGUGAGGCCUUGCCGGCUUCCAGCCACUCGGAUCAGGAGGAGCAGAAGCAGCAGCAGAGUACAGAUGCAGUAACUGAGCCCUCAGAGGACACCAAACGUUUGAAUGUCAGGGAGUCUGCUGGUAAUAAUGUUACACCUCCAGAGCCUUGUCCGAAUGCUUCAGAUUCACCAACCAGUAACGCACCAAAAGAGGCGACUGCUGAAGUAAAGAGCCAAACCUCGAACCUUGAAUUUCGUAGACAAUGCUGGAUGAGUCGGAUCAACAGAAGUCCAAUUAGCAAACGCCUUGAGACAGGUCAGUACCUGUUUCAAGCACCGAAUCGCUACAUCUUCCACGGUGCUGAGGUUUACUCUGACUCUGAAGAUGAGAUGUCAAGCUCCUGUGACAGUGACAGUGAGGAUUCUGAAUGCAGCGCAGAUGGGGAGGAGGACAGCGAGCCAGAGGAGGAUGACAAACUAGCGGCGGAUGAGGAGCGAUGCCUCAGAGACACAGUGCAGCACACGUUAGCCCUUGAGGCCACAUCAAGUGUGCAGAGGGACAGUACUUCUGAAAAGACUCAAAGCACCACACACCUUUAAAUGUAAAAUAUCCAGUUGACAAAGCACUAAUUGUCUUUUUUUAUAUAUAUAAAUAUAUAUAUGUUUCGUAUAUUUUUCACUCAUCAACCUUAUUGUUUUUCAUAAAAUUGAAAUUUCGUGACAACUUUGUGUGAAUAUGCAGCAAGUUUGUUUUCUUUUUUUUUUCCUGUGCCCAUCAUAUGCUUUGUGACUGAAACUUUAUGCUGUAUGCUACUUACUAAGUGAAUGCAGCAGGAUUUUUUUCUUCUGUGUCCUAGUUUAAAGGUUUAUCUGAUGCGCUCAUCUACGUAAGCGCACCACAAAUGCAACACUAGAUUAAGCUUUAAAUUCCUGAAUUGCGAUUUUUACGAGCAAAGUUUUCAAAAGUCAGUCUCGUUCGUAGAUUGUCAGCUGUGGUCUAAUGCUGUGUUUUAGAGCUGGUUCCCGUUGGGAAACGUGCAAGUGUAUAAGUCUACUGCCUCCUGAUUAGUGGAUGCAAUGAGGUUCAGACACAUUAAUAUUCAGAGGGUUUACGAAAACACAUUCUAACUUGCAAUAUCAUAGCUGUGCCCUUUGAUGGGGGGUAAAAACCAACAGUACUCUUUAAUUUUAGACCAAAGAACAUUUUCUCAACACUCUCCUACACUGUCAUAAGCUUUGUACGUUUACCCCGUCGUCCAAAUCUUGGAAAACUCUUAAUAUUUACAAGGUGUUCCUUCUGACAUGUGGCAGCUACUUUUCAAUGGUCAGGCCUCUUAUUUUUGUACUCUGAUAUGAGACAUACUCAUCAAAGGGUAAAUGAUAGUUUCUAUCUGUAUAAAGUUACACUAAGUUGUAAUUUGAAGCCUUAGGAAUAUACUUAAUGAGUUUAUGUUGAAAAUGGCACUUUUUCCUUUGUAUAAAACCGGUUUUGUUGCUUAUGUCAGAUUUCUUAGUCUACUGCCUGUAAAGAUUAUGUGUUGGUGGACAGACAUGUUUGAGCCAUUGGGAUGGAUAAAUGUCUACAUCAGCAUAAUUCACAUGCCAUUUGAACUGUUAUGUUUUGUUUACGGUUUUAGGAAACAAGGCAUUUUUACAUUGUUAUAGUUGUUUCCUCUCAUGAGGUUCUCAGUAAAAAAAAGAAAAAGAA
Molecule: messenger RNA, 3233 nt
Organism: Betta splendens (Siamese fighting fish)
Lineage: Eukaryota; Metazoa; Chordata; Actinopteri; Anabantiformes; Osphronemidae
Gene: sirt1
Product: sirtuin 1
Exons: 9
Coding region: 68-2125 (685 amino acids)
Molecular function (GO): NAD+ binding
Source: RefSeq, a predicted model, not a curated record